AUGUACGAUGCUGGGCCUUUCAGGGUCCCCUUCCCCUUUGAGCCGUACCCGCUGCAGCUACACGCCAUGGCAGCUAUACGCGGUGGCUUGGCGGCGGGUGACGUUGUGGUGCUCGAGUCGCCCACGGGAACUGGUAAGACGCAGGUGCUUCUCAACAGCGUGCUGUCCCACAUAUUUGAGCCAGUGAUCGCAGCACAGGUGGAGGACGCGAAGCCGUCACAGCAGCCGCAACAACAUCAACUGCCCACGGGAGAAAGGGCAGAGGCAACACCUGAAGUCGGUCGCGGUCAAAAAAGGCAGCGAGAGCACCGGGGGUACAGGAAGAGGGGGAGGAGGGGGGUGGCGAAUGCCCCUGACGAACAAGACGCCUUCUUGGUGGAGCAGGACGCUGGUGAGGAGGCGGGUGAGCGGUCGCUGUACACAGCUGUGAUGUCGAGCUCGUCGUCUUCUGCAUGCUCUUCCCUAGUCAACAGCGAUGACGAAGAAGAAAACGGAGAAGAGGACACAGUGUGGCAGGCGUUGCGGAAGCCAAAAGUGUAUUUCUCCAGUCGCACACACACGCAGCUGCAGCAACUUAACGAGGAACUGCAUCGAACGGUGUUUGCGCAGCAUCCAGUGCGCCGCCGACCACAUGUUGUGAUUGGCGAGAAACAGACGGCGAGUCCUGAUGAGGAACCCCAUACACUGCGUUAUGUUCAUGUGGCUGGGCGACAGCAUUUGUGUCUGAAUGCUUCAGUGAAGGCUGCUGCCGGUGGCAGUAAUGAACGCCUGAACGAACUGUGCCUGGAGGCAAUGAAGUACGAGUACUCCAAAGAAGGCCGGGCGGCACGCAAGCUGCAAAGGAGCCAGGGAUCAUCACUCCGAGACAUAGAGGACAACAUUUUCGCGGGCAACAGCGGAAACGGCUGCGGCUAUUGUCAGCGAGAGAGACUGAACAUCCUACGGGACUAUGUGGACAUUGCACCGCGUCAACUUUCAGAGAUGCGGGACCUCGGGCGACGUGUAGGUGCGUGUCCAUUUCUCGUUACACGUGAAAUGAUUCGAGGAGCGGAUGUUGUGCUCAUCCCUUACAGCUAUCUGGUCUCGCCGGAAAUGCGGCACGCAUUGCUCGCGGGGACAGCAACAAACGAACAUGCGACGGCUGAAAUGGAGGAAGAAAACGAGGAAGCAAGAAGUCCUUCUGCGGUGGUUACCGCUUCGUCGUCUCAUGUUCACCGACCCCGAAAGAAGGCACCACCACUUCCUCCUUGUUUUUCUGAUGACGUGAUUGUUGUGGAUGAGGCGCAUAACAUCGUUGAGUACUGCCGCAGCGCCACAUCAGCUGCACUGACAGCCACAGACCUGUCGCUUGUGCGUGCUCUACUCAACGGGUAUAACACGCGGUACGAAGAAAGACUCCUCACGCGCAACAAGCAGCGUAUUCGUGAGAUGGUGGCAUUUGUCGAUAAGCUGGUGCACUACGUAAAGGAAAAAUCAUCUACAACCGCCGAGAGUAGCAAUUUUGGUGCCAAUGUGUGUGAUUUUUCGUCUUUUCUCUUUGACGCCGGUGUGGACACGGUGAAUGUGUAUCGGUUCCUUGCAUUCUUAAGCGAAAGCCGACUGCUGCCCAAGUUGCACGGCUUGGUGGCGUUUCUUUCAUUGAAUGAGGAACAACAACAGCAGCGACAGCAGUCGCAGAAGCAGCGGCAUAUACGUGCUGCAAUAACAAAAUGGACAGAGGGUAAUGAGACGGAUAAGUCGUGCAUAAGCAACAAAAGUAAUAACAAACCAGACAAUGAUCAGGGUGAGAGCGCCUUCUUGUCGUUGGUGCGCGAUCGCAUGGCUGUGACAAGUGCGUUGCGCCGUUUUGACUCCUUUCUACAGUGGUAUGCUCGCUCAGAUGAGUGCACACGCGUUGUGUUACGGCGAUCGGCCAUUGAGAAGGGUAAGAAAGAGAAAGAGGGUGCCCCCAUGCUUCAGUUGCUGCAACUGGAGCCUGGAACGCACACGCUUUUUCCGGUGCUGCAGCAAGCUCAGGCGGCGGUGCUUGCCGGAGGAACAAUGAAGCCACUGGCUCUCACAUGUGACCCGCUCUUCAAACAAACCAAUUCGCUGUCAUGCAAGACACACGCGGGGGAUGCUAACAGCAAAGAUGUUGUUGCUGGAGAGGAGGAACAGAGACAGGCACCGGCCGUGAAAAAGGUCCGAUUCACGGAGGAGGGCCAUGUCGUGCCGUCGUCAUCUUUUGCGGUAUUUGCAUUAGGGGUCGGUCCCAGUGGUCAGCGCGUGGAACUGCAGCACACAACACGUGGGCAGUGGCAGCGCCACUUUGAGGAAGUUGGGGCAGCUCUUCUAAACUUCUCCCGUGUCAUUCCGGCUGGCAUGAUUGUCUUUUUCACCUCGUAUGAGAUGCAGGAUCUCUUUGUGGCGCUCCUGCAGAGUUCUGGGUUGUACGACAAGAUUAAUGCCGUUAAACGCGUCUUCCGUGAACCUGGCCGUGUAACAGCUUCUUCUACUACUACUGCUGCUGCUGCUGCUGGAGGUGGUAGUGGUGGUGGUGGUGGUGUUAGCUCUGAGGCGAAUACGGUGGACGCAAUGCUGGAGGAGUACGCGGGGUGGAUCCGUGCGGGCGGAACGGGUGGUGCAAUGCUGCUAGCCGUCAUGGGCGGCAAGCUGUCGGAGGGAAUCAACUUCAACGACGACCUCGGCCGUGCAGUGAUAGUGGUGGGGCUUCCGUACGCGAACCCCAGCGAUGUGGAGCUGCAGCUGUAUCUGAAGCACAUCGCCAGGACACGCCUGGAGACGCCGUCACCCUCGAGAGCCGCAUCUACAGCCGGCACCUCUGGCGUUGCGUUGAGUGCAGACGCCGACGUGGUUGGGGAUGACGCUCUUAUGCCGUUCUCCUCGCCGGCGCAGUGGGGCCUCUUCACGGAUCUCUGUAUGCGCUCUGUAAAUCAGAGCAUCGGUCGUUGUAUUCGCCACGCCGGUGACUACGCAGUUGUAAUUCUCAUGGAUGUACGGUACGGAGAGCGGGCUGACGUGCGGCGCCGCAUCGCGUCGUGGAUGCAUCCCUCCGUGCGGGUGGCGCACAACUUUGGUGAGUGUUUCAGAGGCGUGAGAGACUUCUUUGUGUCACGACGGCAGCAGCAGCAGCAGAAGCACUAG
Molecule: messenger RNA, 3144 nt
Organism: Trypanosoma grayi
Lineage: Eukaryota; Euglenozoa; Kinetoplastea; Trypanosomatida; Trypanosomatidae
Product: putative DNA repair helicase
Exons: 1
Coding region: 1-3144 (1047 amino acids)
Biological process (GO): nucleobase-containing compound metabolic process; establishment of sister chromatid cohesion
Cellular component (GO): nucleus
Molecular function (GO): DNA binding; DNA helicase activity; hydrolase activity, acting on acid anhydrides, in phosphorus-containing anhydrides
Source: RefSeq, a predicted model, not a curated record